CCCUGGCCAGGAGAAACACGAUGGCUUCAGUUUGAUCCCGACAGCUUUCGGGAUCAUGAUCCAGAUUUCGGUCCAGACCUCUUUCAGUCCAAUCACACAGAAGACAUUUGAGUGUAGCAGAACCCAAGGCAGAUUAACAUGGACUCUCCGCUGAAGGUUCAGAAUGGGAGGGUAGCUGUGGCACCGACAGCAGCCCCCGAUGGUGGCUACGCCUGGUUCAUCUCACUCUCCUGCUUCUUAGUCUUUGGUCUGACCUUUGGGGUCGUUAAGGCCUUUGGUGUAUUCUAUGUUGAGGUACACCAAUACUUUGAAAGUACAGCAACAGAAACAUCAUGGAUCACCUCUAUUGCUAUAGCUACCAUUCACAUAGUAGCUCCUGUAGCGUCUGCUCUGAGUGCUCGCUACAGCCAUCGUUCUGUAGUGAUAAUGGGUGGACUGAUUUGCAGCUUAGGAGUCGUGAUUGGGGCUUUUGCCCGUAACCUGAUUGAACUCUACCUAACAGUGGGGUUCCUAAAUGGUUUUGGGUAUGGGUUAACCUGGACCCCGACAGUGACCUUGCUGGGUUUGUACUUUGAGAAGAGGCGACCGGUGGCUAACGCCUUGGCCAGCACUGGAGAGUGCAUCAUUACCUUUGUCCUCACACCCCUGUUUCAGCUGUUGAUUGACAGUUACUCCUGGAGGGCUGCUUUGCUGAUCCUGGGUGGUCUGCAGCUUAACCUGUGUGUGUGCGGAAUGUUGCUGAGGCCCCUAAAAGCCACCAGGGAUGUGACUUAUGUCAGUGAGGUCAAAGCAGUAGAGCAAGGCUUUUCGCUGGAAAUGCUCACAAAAGAGGACUCAGAGCAGUGCACGCCAAACUGGCAAGAGACAGAGGAGCUGAGAAUAUCUGAGGGGUCUGAUCAGGGGACAGCCAAUGUAUGUCUUGAAUACCCUGAGGAGAUACCAACUUCGACUAAAGACUCAAAGAGGGCUGAAUUAAAGACCAAACUACUGAGCUACAUAGAUUAUACCCUCAUCACUAAUGCUCGAUUCAUGGUCUACUCAAUGUUUGGGGUGUUUGCUGCUCUGGGUUUCUUUGCUCCAGCUUUGUUCCUGGUUCCUUAUGCUCACAGUAAGGGAAUUGAGGAGUACCAGGCGGCUGCGCUCAUGUCCAUCUCUGCUCUGUUGGACCUGUUUGGAAGGCUGUUCUUUGGCUGGGUGGCAAACCUGAGACUGGUGGAGACGGUGCAACAGCUGACAGCUACAGUGAUUCUGCUGGGUACUGUGUUACUCCUCUGCCCACUGGCCUCCUCAUUCUCAGAGCUGGCUGUGUUCAGCGGAGCUUAUGGCCUGAUGUAUGGUGCCACUGUCUCCAUCCACAUCACUGUGCUGGCUGAGGUUGUGGGCGUCCACAGGUUCGGAAGUUCACUGGGGUUUUUCAUGCUGAUACGCAGCAGCGGAGGCCUGCUUGGACCGCCCAUUGCUGGGUUCUUCAUUGAUAGGAUGAGUGAUUACGGGACAGGUUUCAUCAUGGCAGGAGUGGCUCUCAUUGUCUCUGCCCUGUUCCUGCUCCUCCUUCAUCAGUUGAACCGCAGGGGUCAGGGGUCAACCACCACGAAUCACGACAUGCACACAGACAAGAUGGGGCACAGCCUCAGAGCUGAAGGCGAAGAGCCAGGCAUGACAUGAAAUAUGGAGAAAAGUUUCUGUUACUGAUGGACGUCGAGUUGAAUCUCAAAAUCACAGUCAAAAAAUUGAAAAUUUAAAGUAAAGACUGAGGGAGGUUUUUUUUUGGAUGGAGAAAGGCAGGGGCAGUGGAGUUCAGAGGCCUAAAAGAAUGUCGUGAAGAAUCAUCUGCAGGAUCAACUGGGCCUUCAGAGUCAACGGAUGUCUGUCUGUAGGGUAUUAUGUGGAUGGUUUGGAGUCAGCAUCUCUGUCUGUCAUACAGACCACAGACAGUGUAAGCUGGCAGGAAAUGAGGAAAUUAAUAAAUCUCCUAGCCAGAUCUGCCCUGUUUAUUAUCAAUGGUCAAAUACUGAAGAGGAAAGAAACACAAAAAUUAUUAGGGUGGGAGGGGUGCUCAGAGUGGGUGAGGGUUUUUUUUUCUUCUGAAUGUUACCAAUAUGAUAAGUUCUGCAGGUGCAUUUUCAGUCCAUGGGCGAUUUAAAAACACUUCAUUGUUGACCAAACUGCAACCAAGACAUUUAGAGCUUUUUUUUAUAGAUUUCGCACAUGAAACCAAAUUACCUUAUACAUAAAACAUGAGCUAACUGGUAGUGUAGUAGUCAGUAAGUCUUGUUUCAAAGUUGUUUCAUAGUGGCUUGAAUAUUUGCUUGAUGUGGCACGUCAUUUGUUUGUUCAUUUCGAAUUUACGUAUUUGGUUAAUUUAUGGAAAUUAAUGUUAAUUCUUAAGACAUUAAAUGUUUAAAUCAGGGUACUCAAAUACUUUAUGCUUUUCCUCCUCUAGUUAUUUAUUAUUAAAGGAGUUUAACCAAGAGUUUUACCUGUGGUAUAAUUUUAAGAUAUUGGUAGGAAGGUUUUGCAGUUUUUUAUUUCUAAGUCAAGUGGAAAAAUAUUAAUAAUGUGGUGAAAAUCUUGCUUUUUUUCAAAACAUAAGAUUCAGCCUUUCCUCCCUACCCCAAAAAUUUUCGUACAGUUCCUAAAGUGUUCAUAUUGAACACUGACCUCUGGAAUACAUUACACAGUACGGCACUGUCACUUUCCUACAAUGAAAAUUGCAGAUACUGUGUUUAAUGUCACACAGGUGCAAAAUGUGUAAGAAAUUUGACAAUCAGAGAGCCUCGUGAAUUUUUUUAGAUUUCUAUCAAAAUCACAAAAAUUCAGAAGCGUGUUUUACAUAU
This is a messenger RNA of Xiphias gladius (swordfish), 2837 nucleotides long. RefSeq lists its product as uncharacterized. The coding region runs from base 139 to 1665 and encodes 508 amino acids. The record is from RefSeq and is a predicted model, not a curated record. Lineage: Eukaryota; Metazoa; Chordata; Actinopteri; Istiophoriformes; Xiphiidae. Gene Ontology annotation, biological process: transmembrane transport; monocarboxylic acid transport. The transcript is spliced from 7 exons. Gene Ontology annotation, molecular function: monocarboxylic acid transmembrane transporter activity.